UAGUAGCAACUCUUCUCUGUUUGAUGGCAGUCACUCAGGCCAACUUCACCGUCAAACAGAUGGAAAAGAUCCACUCAUCGUUUGUGAACUGCACGACCAACUUGAACAUCCCCGAGAACACCGUCCACUACGAGCAGAUCACCGUUACCGGAAACCUGACCGUCAAGGAUCCGAUGUACAAGCGAAACCUGCUGUGCCUGAUGCAGGGCAUGCAUAUCGCCAAACCGACCGGCGACAUUGACAUGUCGAACAUGCGGGAGUUCCUGCGGGAUGGCCACGACGAAAAGUCGCUGGGGGAAAUGCUGGAAGUCUGCGCCAAAACGGCGAAGGGCGCGACUCCGGAAGAGAAGGCCUACCAGUUUCAUCAGUGCUUCUGGUCGCAGGAUAAGUUUGUGGUGUGAUGGGUUUGACGGUGAAAUCAAGAUUUGCUGUGUUAAAAUAAAUAAAAUUGAAAAUAAAACAAUACUAGGAAGGAGGAUCCAUAAUCUAUGCUUGAAAAAAUAAUAACAAUCACGCACUCGUGCUAGGUCAGUAACUGAUA
This is a messenger RNA of Culex pipiens pallens (northern house mosquito), 541 nucleotides long. RefSeq lists its product as uncharacterized. NCBI's taxonomy places the organism in Eukaryota, Metazoa, Arthropoda, Insecta, Diptera, Culicidae. The coding region runs from base 24 to 401 and encodes 125 amino acids. The transcript has 2 exons. Gene Ontology annotation, molecular function: odorant binding. The record is from RefSeq and is a predicted model, not a curated record.